Molecule: messenger RNA, 1593 nt
Organism: Fibroporia radiculosa
Lineage: Eukaryota; Fungi; Basidiomycota; Agaricomycetes; Polyporales; Fibroporiaceae
Exons: 7
Coding region: 1-1593 (530 amino acids)
Cellular component (GO): Golgi apparatus
Source: RefSeq, a predicted model, not a curated record
AUGACUGCUGCGAUGGGAUGUCAGUCAAAUGGAAUGAGAGCUGACGGUGGGACAGAAACCGGCCGAGAGGCGGCAGCCACAGCAAAUGGCGGCAAACAGUGCCCGGCGCAGUUGCGAGGGCGGCUCGAAGACUUGGAUGGGAGCGCUGGCUCUGCCCAAGUUUCGUCGACCCUCCAUCUCGCUCAGACCUUCCCCCUCGCAUUGCUCGCAGGACGACCAAGUCAAGCAUUUGUGCUUGCACUCCCUCAUUCCUUCACCAUGUCAACGCAGCACCCUGCUCAGCCCGAUCCUUAUCCAUCCUCCGCCCAAUCCCAUCCAUGCCCCCCGAAGGAGACAAAGGCCCCGUACGACGACCUCAUCGACCAGUAUGCCACGUCCUACAAGCCAUACUCUGCUGAGCGUCCACUCACUGAUGUUCGCCAACACAACCCCGAACCUAUUCCUCUAUAUCCUCUCGCUUCACGACAAUCAAACUACAGCGAUAUCUCGUUCAAAGACGCGAAAGAUUUUGAUGACCAUGUGCCUCAGCACCUUGACUUGGGGUAUCCUCCCAAAACAAGCCUGGAGCAGGGUCAGGACAAACCUUCGCGAAAUUUUUGGGGGGUUCUGCGCGCCAUGUUCAUACCAGACUCUCUUUCUGGCCGCUUGUAUCUGCUGACUGUCCUUGUCGAAACAGCCAUUGACCUUGCAGUUGAAGCCGAGCUUUAUCUUCGUCUUCGGCAGACAGGCUCAACCAGUGGUGACAGCCAAGAAUCAGAGAAGAUGCCUGUUUAUCUUAGUAUCUUUGCCAUCGCACACGUUUUCCAAUAUGCCAUGGCUUUGGAUGCCGUGUACGCACGAAACACCUUGCAAUUCAUCGCCCUAACCAUUUUCAAUGCACUCCUCCUCUUCUACGCCAUCAUUGAGAUCAAUGAGAUUGGCAACCCCCCAGUCCAAUCUGGCAUCUCGAUCCAUACCCUUACCAUCAUAAUCCCCAUUGUCAUUUCCGUUGCUCACAUUGCCUACAUGACACUUGGCUGGAAGAUUUAUACCGAGUUCGGCUGGAAGGUUUACAAGUUUCUCGGCGCGGAUCGUCGAAUCAAGUCGAUGUAUGCCCACUACCAGAUCUUCCUUUGCUUGAUGAAGUUCGACCUCUUCUUUUGGAUCGGAUUUUCCGUGCAGUUCAUUUGGCUAGUUCUGAGUGCACACAAUGCCGAGUAUUACCUCACCUGCGCUGCGUUCCCAGUUUCUCUCUUGGUACUCAUAAUUGGCCACCUGGCAGUCCGUCGUGAAAACAAAUGGAUGAUGUUGACAUUUAUGACGGGCUGUGCAGGUGCGAUGGUGUAUUUCACAUACAAGCUGGUCAAAGUAGUGCAGCUGCGCAACACAAGCACGUAUGUCGAUGUCUGGAGAACCCUGGCAAUAUUUUCUGUGAUUGCGAUCAUUCUGCUCCUCUCGACAUCUGUGUUCGCUUGCAUUGUGAUGAACAACUUCGGCAAAGGGUUGAAAGCUCAGAUGGCAAAGAGCUCUGACCAAGGGCGACGACGCGGCAAAUCGCAGGACAUCCACCGAGGUCCCAUGAGCACUCAUCCGAACCGAAUGAGUAUUGAAUAA